AUGAGUUCCUCCAAACCAGCCGGUUCGGCAGUGCGUGAUACGGAGCUACAAUCUCUAGAUCAUGAUGGUUCUUCGGAGCAUGAUCCGAAAACAGCAGUUGCAGAUGACACUGACAUGCAACGAAUGGGAAAGGCCCAGGAACUGAAGAGAAACCUAAGGCCUUUGGCUGCUUUAAGUUUUGCAUCAGUCUUGCAAGCAACGUGGGAGUUCAUUCUCAUUUCCAACUAUGAAGGUUUAUACAAUGGUGGCCUACCGGGUCUAUUUUACUCUUAUCUCUGGACCUUCAUUGGGUUCGGGUUCAUUAUUGCCUCCAUCUCCGAAAUGGCAUCGAUGGCACCAACUUCUGGCGGACAAUACCACUGGGUUUCUGAGUGGUCUUCACCUCGAUACCAAAAGUUCCUCAGUUAUGUUACCGGAUGGAUGUCAGUAUUAGCAUGGCAAGCUGGAGCAGCCUCUGGCUCAUUCCUCACUGGAACAAUUAUUCAGGGAUUAAUCAGUGUUCGAAACCCUGAUUAUGACCCCCAGAGGUGGCAGGGCACUCUUCUCGUCUUUGCGAUGGUUACGGUGAUCUUUAUCGUUAACGUCUUCGCAUCCGACAUAAUGCCAAUCCUAAACAACCUGUUGAUGAUUCUCCAUGUUCUCUCCUGGGCAAUCAUUAUCAUUGUUCUGUGGGCUAUGGCUCCUCACCAAUCGGCCGAAGUUGUCUUCGUUACAGGCUGGAAAAAUGGGGGAGGUUGGGCUACGAUGGGAUUAAGUGUGAUGAUCGGACAGCUCUCGGCUAUCUAUGGCUCCUUGAGCUCUGAUGCAACUGCCCACAUGUCCGAAGAGGUGAAAGAUGCAUCUCGCAACGUCCCUGUCGCUAUUGCCUGGGGCUACUUCAGCAACGGUAUCAUGGCCGUAGUUCUGGUUAUCACUUUGCUCUUUGCUAUGCCAUCAUUGGACGCUGCCCUAGAGGACCCCACCGGCUUCCCAUUCCUCUAUGUCUUCCAACAGGCAACCUCGACAGCAGGAGUCAACGGACUUACAGCUAUCAUCCUUCUACCUGUUAUCUUCAGUAAUAUCCUCUUCAAUGCCUCCACCUCCCGGCAAACCUUUGCCUUCGCCCGUGACAAUGGCCUCCCAUUCUCCAAGUGGAUCGGCAAAGUCGAUGAACAGCGCAAGAUCCCCACGAACGCUAUCAUUUUGUCCUGCCUCAUCAGCUGCGCGCUAUCCCUUAUCAAUAUCGGAUCUGAGACUGCGUUCAACGCCAUUAUCUCUCUGAACGUCGCGGCCUUGAUGUACACAUACAUCAUCUCCAUUAGCUGCGUCAUCUACCGCAAGAUCUGGCACCCUGAUACCCUCCCACCCCGUCGGUGGGAUCUAGGCAAGUGGGGCCUGGGUAUUAACAUAGUUGGUUUGCUAUAUUGCUGUUUCGCGCUCUUCUGGGCGUUGUGGCCAGGUGAUCUUGUUGUCACAGCGGAGGGCUUUAACUGGAGUGUGGUUCUCUUUGCAGGAGUCUUCAUUAUCAGUCUCGUGAUGUACGUUGUUAAGGGCCGGAAGGAUUAUGUUGGACCAUCAGUUAUUGUCCAGCAAAUUCGGGAGUAG
Molecule: messenger RNA, 1584 nt
Organism: Penicillium griseofulvum
Lineage: Eukaryota; Fungi; Ascomycota; Eurotiomycetes; Eurotiales; Aspergillaceae
Product: Amino acid/polyamine transporter I
Exons: 5
Coding region: 1-1584 (527 amino acids)
Biological process (GO): transmembrane transport
Cellular component (GO): membrane
Molecular function (GO): transmembrane transporter activity
Source: RefSeq, a predicted model, not a curated record